Mus pahari (shrew mouse) is the source of this 1226-nucleotide messenger RNA. RefSeq names its product uncoupling protein 1 (gene Ucp1). Lineage: Eukaryota; Metazoa; Chordata; Mammalia; Rodentia; Muridae. The record is from RefSeq and is a predicted model, not a curated record. Gene Ontology annotation, molecular function: oxidative phosphorylation uncoupler activity. Gene Ontology annotation, cellular component: mitochondrial membrane. The transcript is spliced from 6 exons. The coding region runs from base 222 to 1145 and encodes 307 amino acids. Gene Ontology annotation, biological process: response to cold; mitochondrial transmembrane transport; mitochondrial transport.
AAGUGCCGGCAAUCUGGGCUUAACGGGGCCUCCCUGCCCGAGCGAGAGGAAGGGAAGCUCACCUUUGAGCUGCUCCACAGCGCCGCCUCUGCACUGGCACUACCUAGCCCAAGUGGCUGUCCCUGAAGUCGGAAGUCGCGGGUUCGGUACCCGCAUCAGGCAACAGUGCCACUGUUGUCUUUUUGGUCUUGCACUCACGCCUCUCUGUCCUCGAAGCCAAGAUGGUGAGCCCAACAACUUCUGAAGUGCAACCCACCAUGGGGGUCAAGAUCUUCUCAGCCGGAGUUUCUGCCUGCCUGGCAGAUAUCAUCACCUUCCCGCUGGACACCGCCAAAGUCCGCCUUCAGAUCCAAGGUGAAGGCCAGGCUUCCAGUACCAUUAGGUAUAAAGGUGUCCUCGGGACCAUCACCACCCUGGCAAAAACAGAAGGAUUGCCGAAACUGUACAGCGGUCUGCCUGCGGGCAUUCAGAGGCAAAUCAGCUUUGCCUCACUCAGGAUUGGCCUCUACGACUCGGUCCAAGAGUACUUCUCUUCAGGGACAGAAACACCCGCCUCUCUGGGAAACAAGAUCUCAGCCGGCUUAAUGACUGGAGGCGUGGCAGUGUUCAUUGGGCAGCCUACAGAGGUCGUGAAGGUCAGGAUGCAAGCCCAGAGCCAUCUGCACGGGAUCAAACCCCGCUACACCGGGACCUACAAUGCUUACAGAGUUAUAGCCACCACAGAAAGCUUGUCAACACUUUGGAAAGGGACGACCCCUAAUCUCAUGAGAAAUGUCAUCAUCAAUUGCACAGAGCUGGUAACAUAUGACCUCAUGAAGGGGGCCCUUGUAAACAACAAAAUACUGGCAGAUGACGUCCCCUGCCAUUUACUGUCAGCUCUUGUUGCCGGGUUUUGCACCACACUCCUGGCCUCUCCCGUGGAUGUGGUAAAAACAAGAUUCAUCAACUCUCUGCCAGGACAGUACCCAAGCGUACCGAACUGUGCAAUGACCAUGUACAGGAAGGAAGGACCGACGGCCUUCUUCAAAGGGUUUGUGGCUUCUUUUCUGCGACUCGGGUCCUGGAAUGUCAUCAUGUUUGUGUGCUUUGAACAGCUGAAAAAGGAACUGAUGAAGUCCAGGCAGACAGUGGAUUGCUCCACAUGAGCAACGUGAAGGAAGAGAUGAUGAACGUCAUUGGGCUUCUAUGCUGGGAGACCAUGAAUAAAACCAACCAAAGAAAUCAAA